AGAUGGCGACCGAUCACGUGCUCGAGCUGUCCGGGGUGCACUACACAGGACCCGUGGCUCCUCCUACCUGCUUUCAGGCCUUCACGGGAACCGGGGUUACGGCGCCCCUUCUCAAGGAUGUCAGUCUGGAGCUGCACGCUGGAGAGGUCAUGGCGGUGCUCGGAUCCAAGGGGAGCGGCAAAAAGGCCCUGCUGGAGGUGGUGGCCCGCCGGGCCAUGGGUCCCACGCGGGGACAGAUCCUGCUCAACGACGUGCCCCUCACGGUCCGGCUGUUCCAGGAGCAGUGCGGCUACGUGGCACGUCGGGUGACGCUCGUGCCCGGAGUCACCGUCAGGCAGACGCUGCACUUCGCGGCCAAGCUCACCGUCGCCUCCAAGGUGUCCGGAUCCGUCAAGAGGGGAAGGGUGAAGCAAGUGAUGGCCGACCUGGCCCUGAACCAGGUGUCCAAUAAGGAGGUGAGCACACUGUCAGUGAACGAGUACCGGAGACUGAGCAUCGCCAUGGAGCUUGUCAGGGACCCAGUGCUGAUCGUGCUGGACGAGCCCACGGCUGACCUGGACCCCCUGAACACGUACUUCGUGGUGUCCAUCCUGGCCAACCAUGCCAAGAAGUACAACCGCCUCGUGCUGCUCACCAUGUCCAAGCCGAGGUCGGACAUCUUCCCCUUCCUCGACAGGGUGGCCUACCUCUGCCUCGGCGAACUCGUCUACACAGGCCACACGCGCACGAUGCUGGAGUACUUCCGGAGCAUCGGCUUCCCCUGUCCCGAGCUGGAGAACCCCCUCAUGUACUACCUGUGCCUGGCCACGGUGGACCGUCGCUCCCGGGAGCGCUUCAUCGACUCGAGCAGCCAGAUCCAGACCCUGGUGGAGAAAUUCCGGACGGACGGCUCCCGCUACCGCAAGGGGGGCCCGCCCUCCGAGAUGGGAAACAUGACCGAGUCGUCGCAGUACAAGCUGCCGCUCACCGCCUACGGACAGCCGUCCUGCUGGCACACCUUCUGGGCCCUCUAUGGGCGGCUGUGGGCCUCGUCGUUCAACUGCAACGGUCGUGCCAUGGGCCACCUGGGCUUGAGAGUGGCGCUGAUGCCGGUGCUGUUCGCCCUGCUGCUGCUCUUCUACUUCCCGCUGUCAGGCUUCCAGCACAGCUUCCUCAGCAGAAACGGGCUCUUCCUCAGCUGCUUCGUGGCGUCGUCCUUCGGAGCAGCCGCCAUCACGGCCGUCACGUACGCUCCGCACCGGACCCGCUACUACCAGGAGAGCCGUGAGGGCAAGUACCGGGGCCCGUUGUUUGUCUUCAGCCACACCGUGUUCAGCAUGCCGCUGAGCGUCAUCAGCGUCUUUGCGGGAGCCACUAUCAUCUACGCAGGGACAGGCCUCAGGAUGGACUGGCAACGCUGGGCCACCUUCUGCGGUGUCCUCUGGUGCCUGUACGCCCUCGCCGAGCAGCAGACGGUCGCCCUCAUGAUGGUGGUCAAGAGUUCCUACGCUGCCUUCAGGGCAUCCGCCUGCAUCCUGUCCAUCUGCAUCGCCCUGGCCUCCGGUACCGUCCGCAGCCUGGUGGUCCUCCCGGACUGGACGUACUACCUGACGUACGCCACGCUGCAGCGUUACGCAGCGGCCUUCGUGCAGCAGAACGAGCUGGACAUGCACCCGGGCCUCGAGAACUUGCCGUCCUUCAACGGGACCCUGUGCGGACCCAACGUGGAGAGUGGACGAUGCUUCUUCGUGAACGGGACGCACUACUUGGGACACAAGUUUCGAAUGGGCGGCAGGGGACAGUCCGGAGUGGACGUCUUGUACUGGCUCAACUUUGGCAUCUGCUUCGCGUUCGUGGGCUCCUUCUGCCUGGUGAACGUCAUCUCGCACAUUAUUCCGCUGCCGGCUUCUAUCAAGUCCAAAUUCAGAGAUUAAAACACAGCCCGAUCUUCACCAAUUUAUUUCAAGUUCGGAGACCAAAGUCCAACACUGCUUCAGAAGUCCAACACUGCUUCAGAAGUUCAAGUUCAGCGAUAGAUAACAUUGUGUAUCACCGAACCUGAAGACAACCCUAAGUUCUGAUAUCAAUGUGCAAUGUUGAACAUGAAGACAUGUCUGAGUUUAUAGCAGUCAUACAUGGGUCCUAAAUACGGGUCCAGGAUCAGUGCAGUUCAUUAUGACGAGCCAAAUUAAUGGCAUUAAAGUACAACAUCGAACCUGAAGGCAAGUCCAUGAUCAGAGUAGUCCAACACUGGUCCUAAAUUCAAGUCGACGGUCAGAGUAGUUCAACAUUGGUCCUAAAAACGUGUCCAAGUGCAGAAUAGUACGAGACGGGUUCCUUAGGCAAAUCCAAGCUCUAGCAUCAAAGUAAAACAUGGGCCCUGAAGACAAGUUCAAGUUUUGAAAUCGAAGUCCCGCCGACAAAUACGUCACGAAUUAAUCUGACGCCUGACGCCGGUGGUGAAAAAUAUCGUGAGAACACUGCCUUGCCGCUGCGCAAACGCUAGAGGUGCUCGGUGCCGCUGAGGCGGCGAAGAGAACACUGUACAAGUAUAUUACUAAUAAUACUAAACGCAGCACACUUUCCUGAAGCAACUGAUGUAGCGUUAGGAAUAUCUGAAAAAAAAACAACGAAAAAAAACAACAAAA
Molecule: messenger RNA, 2627 nt
Organism: Ixodes scapularis (black-legged tick)
Lineage: Eukaryota; Metazoa; Arthropoda; Arachnida; Ixodida; Ixodidae
Product: ATP-binding cassette sub-family G member 5
Exons: 9
Coding region: 3-1913 (636 amino acids)
Cellular component (GO): plasma membrane
Molecular function (GO): ABC-type transporter activity; ATP hydrolysis activity; ATP binding
Source: RefSeq, a predicted model, not a curated record